Molecule: messenger RNA, 3061 nt
Organism: Oncorhynchus keta (chum salmon)
Lineage: Eukaryota; Metazoa; Chordata; Actinopteri; Salmoniformes; Salmonidae
Product: exocyst complex component 1-like
Exons: 18
Coding region: 158-2848 (896 amino acids)
Biological process (GO): Golgi to plasma membrane transport; exocytosis
Cellular component (GO): plasma membrane; exocyst
Molecular function (GO): phosphatidylinositol-4,5-bisphosphate binding
Source: RefSeq, a predicted model, not a curated record
CCCGGAAACAGAAAACAGCAGGGCAGUGGCCGAAGAAGACUGUUUGCCAUUUUCCUUGAUUAGCGAUUAGAAAAAUAACACAAUUAAAUGAAAAUAAACAGUGAUUAAAUGUCUUGUGCAUGACUUGUUCUAUUCACAUCCAAUUUGAGUCACCACAAUGACAGCCAUCAAGCACGCCCUCCAGAGGGACAUCUUUACGCCCAACGAUGAGCGUCUCCUCAGCAUUGUCAACGUCUGCAAGGCGGGGAAGAAGAAGAAGAACUGCUUCCUGUGUGCCACAGUCACCACAGAGAGGCCUGUGCAGGUGAGGGUGGUGAAGGUGAAGAAGUCAGACAAAGGGGAUUUCUACAAGCGACAGAUGGCCUGGGAACUGAGGGAUCUGGCUGAAGUGGAUGCAAAAGAUGCCAGCAAGGAGAACCCAGAGUUUGACCUCCAUUUUGAGAAGGUGUAUCGAUGGGUGGCCAGCAGCACAGCUGAGAAGAAUUCCUUCAUCUCCUGCAUCUGGAAGCUGAAUCAGCGUUACCUGCGGAAGAAGGUGGAGUUUGUGAAUGUCAGUUCCCAGCUGCUGGAAGAGUCAGUCCCCAGUGGUGAGAGUCAAAGUGUUGCCGGGGGUGACGAGGAUGCUCUGGAUGACUACCAGGAGCUGAAUGCCCGUGAGGAGCAAGACAUCGAGGGCAUGAUGGAGGUGUGCGAGUACGCCAUCUCUAAUGCUGAGGCCUUUGCUGAGAAACUCUCCAAAGAGCUACAGGUUCUGGAUGGGGCCAACAUCCACUCCAUCAUGGCAUCUGAGAAGCAGGUGAACAUCCUGAUGCAGCUGCUGGACGAGGCUCUGUCGGAGGUGGACACCAUCGAGGGAAAGAUGAGCAGCUAUGAGGAGAUGCUGCAGAGCGUCAAGGAGCAAAUGGACCAGAUCUCCCAGAGCAACCGCCUCAUCCAGAUCAGCAACACCAACAACGGCAAGCUCCUGGACGAGAUCCAGUUCCUGGUGAACUACAUGGACCUGUCGAAGGGACACAUCAGGGCCCUGCAGGAAGGAGACCUCUCCUCCUCCAAAGGCAUUGAGGCCUGUAUCAAUGCCUCUGAGGCUCUACUGCAGUGCAUGAAUGUGGCACUCAGACCAGGUCAUGAGAAACUGAUGUCUGUGAAGCAGCAGCAGCACCUGUUCACUGAGCUCAGAGAUACCUUUUCCCGGCGCCUCACCAACCACCUCAACAACGUGUUCGUCCACCAGGGCCAUGACCAAAGCUCCGUGCUCUCGCAGCACAUGGCAGAGCUGACCCUGCCUAAACACAGCCCCCUACACAGGGACCUGCUACAUUACGCCAAGCUCAUGGAGUGGCUCAAGAACACCCAGAGAGAGAAGUAUGAAGGCCUGUCCAGGACUUAUGUUGAUUACAUGACCAGAUUAUAUGAACGAGAAAUCAAAGAUUUCUUUGAGGUGGCGAAGAUCAAAAUGGCGGGCACAGCCAAGGAGGGGAAGGGAAAUAAGUUUGCAACGCUUCCGCGGAAAGAGAGUGCUUUCAAACAGGAAACUGAAAGCCUGCAUGGCAGCUCCGGGAAGCUUACAGGCUCCACCUCCAGUCUGAAUAAGCUGGCAGUGCAGAGCUCCAGCAGCAGGCGCUCCCAGUCCUCCUCACUGCUGGACAUGGGCAACAUGUCUGCCUCAGACUUGGAUGUUGCCGACAGGACCAAGUUUGACAAGAUCUUUGAGCAGGUUCUUAGUGAGCUGGAACCUCUCUGUCUAGCAGAACAAGACUUCAUCAGCAAGUUCUUCAAGCUACAGCAGCACCCCACCCUGGCUCAGGGAGAAGUGGAGGAAUCGGAUGGGGUGGUGCCCUCCAGACAGCCACCUCCAGGGGAGUACAGACACUUCAUAUCAUCGACUGAGAAGGACAUGGUGCGGUUGAUGAUGAACAAGGUCUUCCAGAGCAUUGAGACAGAACUUAACAGCCUCAUUACUCUGGGAGACAAGAUUGACACCUUCCACUCCCUGUACAUGUUGGUGAAAAUGAGUCAUCACGUGUGGACGGCAGAGAAUGUGGACCCUGCCUCCUACCUCAGCACCACCCUCGGCAACGUGCUGGUCACCGUCAAAAGGAACUUUGACAAGUGCAUUUCGGGUCAGAUCAGACAGAUGGAGGAGGUUAAGAUCUCUAAGAAGAGCAAGGUGGGCAUCCUGCCCUUUGUCGCUGGGUUUGAGGAGUUUGCUGAGCUGGCUGAAACCAUCUUCCGUAAUGCAGAGCGCAGAGGAGAUCUGGACAAGGCAUAUGUCAAACUCAUCAGAGCUGUCUUCAUGAAUGUGGAGAAAGUGGCCAAUGAGAGUCAGAAGACGCCCCGUGACGUGGUGAUGAUGGAGAACUUCCACCACAUCUUCUCCACACUGUCCCACCUUAAGAUCUCCUGCCUGGAGACAGAGAGGCGAGAGGCCAAACACAAGUACACAGACCACCUGCAGUCCUAUGUCAUCAACUCCCUGGGACAGCCCCUAGAGAAACUCAAUCACUUCUUUGAGGGAGUGGAGGCACGUGUGGCCCAGGGCGUACGUGAGGAUGAGGUGAGCUACCAGCUGGCGUUCAACAAACAGGAGCUGCGUAAAGUGAUAAAGGAGUACCCCGGCAAGGAGGUAAAGAAGGGACUGGACAACCUGUACAAGAAGGUGGACAAGCAUCUGUGUGAGGAAGAGAGCCUGUUACAGGUGGUGUGGCAUUCCAUGCAGGAUGAGUUCAUCCGUCAGUACAAGCACUUUGAAGGCUUGAUUGGCCGUUGCUACCCUGGGUCUGGAAUUACCAUGGAGUUUACCAUUGGAGACAUGUUGGAGUACUUCUCAAGCAUUGCUCAAUCACAUUAAUUGCAAGUGUGUGUGUGUACGUACUGAACAAAAAUAUAAAUGCAACCAUUUCAAAGACUUUACUGAGUUACAGUUCAUAUUAAGAAAUCAGUCCAUUUAAAUAAAUAAAUUAGGCCCUAAUCUAUGGAUUCCAUAUGACUGGGAAUACAAAUAUGCAUCUGUUGGUUAGAUACCUUUAAAAAAUAAAAAGUAGGGGCGUGGAUCAGAAAACCA